This is a messenger RNA of Colletotrichum navitas, 1576 nucleotides long. Its product is annotated as 2OG-Fe(II) oxygenase. The transcript has 2 exons. Gene Ontology annotation, molecular function: 2-oxoglutarate-dependent dioxygenase activity. Bases 215 to 1438 code for a protein of 407 amino acids. NCBI's taxonomy places the organism in Eukaryota, Fungi, Ascomycota, Sordariomycetes, Glomerellales, Glomerellaceae. The record is from RefSeq and is a predicted model, not a curated record.
GCGACUGGGCACCAGCCGACUAGGUCCUUGAAUCUUGAUCUCUCUUUAAUGAUCUCAUCGACCGCCGACGACCGGCAGCAAUUCCCCGUGAGCCCAAACUGACCAUUGAGAAGCCGAUUGUUGGUGUUGCGUCGGCCACGCAUGACGUGCUCGUCCUCCAGGUCGCGUCAUUUGCGCCCGGCCGCAUCCCGGCGCCGGUAACGGGGGGUCUCGCAUGCGAUCCUCCGGGAAUCAACUGCCACCACCCCGCCCUAGAACGCUCUCUCACGCUCCAAAGCACCAACCGGCCUUGGCCGAUUCUCUGGCAAAACGGUCAUACAUGAGGACCACCACAAUGGCACCAAGCGGCGUAAGCUUCACCGCGAUCCCCACCAUCGACCUCUCCCUCGCUGACGACCCCGCGUCGGAGGCCGGGCUUCUCGAGCGGCUCCGCCACGCGCUCGUCCACAUCGGCUUCCUCUACGUCGUGAAGCACGGCGUCCGCGAGGAGACCGUCUCGGCCGUCGUCGGGGCCCUGCCGAGGCUGUUCGCGCUGCCGAUGGCGGCGAAACAAGAGAUCGCGCUAGAGAACUCCCCGCACUUCCUGGGAUACAGCGGAGACGGCGCGGAGACGACGGCGGGGGCGGUCGACCGCAGGGAGCAGGUCGAGUUCGCGACGGAGCUCGCGGACGGGUGGCGGCAGGGGCUGCCGUUGCGGGAGCGCCUGAGGGGCCCGAACCAGUGGCCAUCAGCGUACCCGAGUCUCCGCCCGAUCGUCGAGGCAUAUAUCUCGGAGAUGACGCUUCUGGGCGAGCGCUUUCUCCGCCUGGUGGCGAAGGCGCUCUCGCUCCCGCCCGAGGCCUUCCUCCCUUUCCUCUCGGACCAGCACCGCCUCAAGCUCGUGCGCUACCCCGCGCUACCCCCUCAUCGCGAUACGGCGGGCGGCGGCGGCGGCCAGGGCGUCGGCCCGCACAAGGACUCGUCGGGCUGGUGGACGUUCCUGCUGCAGGCCUCCCCCCCGCACGUCGGGGGGCUGCAGGCCCUCAACGGGGACGGCGCGUGGGUCGACGUGCCCGCGCUGCCGGGCUCGUUCGUCGUCAACAUCGGGCAGGCGUUAGAGGUGGUGACGGGCGGGGUGUGCAGGGCCACGACGCACCGCGUGCUCUCCGGCCCGCUGGAGCGGUUCAGCGUCCCGUUCUUCCAGGGCGUGAGGCGGGACCUGACAAAAGACGAAGCGACGGGCUCGCUGGGGGGGCACUUCAGCCGGCCCGAGAUCUGGGGGCUGGCCGCGGCGGCGGCGGAGUCGGCCGAGGGGAGGGGCGUGGACUCGGCCUUUCUCCAGGGGAAGUAUGACACCUGGGGCGAGAGCCAGCUCAGGACGAAGAUCAGGAGCCACAGGGACGUGGGGAGGAAGUUUUAUCCCGAGGUGUUUGAUCAGUAUGUCAAAGACGAUCAGUAGCCUGUUGAAUCCCGCGCCGCGAAAAGCUUUCCCGGACGAGGAGCGUGCUGUGUCGUGUGCCUGUUGGUGCCUUUCUUUACUGGUUUAGAAUAUGUGCGCAGAGACAAGUCAAAUCAAUAAAUACCUUGAUACUAGAGA